UCGCCGGAAAAGGGGCGGCAACGCCCUAGCCCCACUCUCAUUUCCCCCGCCAUUUCCCGCCAUCGAGGUCAUUCGCUUUUAGCCGCCGCUUGGGAAUUCCGCUGCGCAGCGUCGGCGACGGAGACGGCGGCCGACAUGGAGAUGCCAGAUCCGGAGGAGCUCGAGUGGAUGGAGAGCAACGGCCUCCUCCCGGAAGAAGAGGAGUACGCCUACUUCGACGACCCCGACGAGGGCUUCCUCCCGGCCGCCGGCGACGCGUGCAAACCGCACGCCCCCCCGCAGGAGACGGCCACCUCCCCCGCAAAGCCCGCAGAUGAGGUGUCGGAAGCCAAUCUGAAGCGGCCUCCCCCUCCGCCUCCGCCGGAGCAGGAGGAUGAGAGGAGCAAGAGGAGGAAUGUCGAUCGGGUGGAUUCGGUGGACGAAGACUGGCUGCGGUACUCGCCCCCUCCCGCCGCCGAAGCCGUUGCCGAGAAGAUUGUGUCGCGGUUCGCGUCGGAGAUCCAGGGGGACUCUAUGCCCGUCACAGCGCCCAACGGAGAAAGAGUUUAUGCCAAGCUUGCGACGGAGAAAUUGGUUAGCGAAGUAAUUGAGGGAACUAGGCGAAGGACUUCAAUUUCCAACCACGAUGGGCUCCUCUCAGAAUCAUUUCAUUCGUUGACAAUGCAAGCGGAGCAAGAGGCUAUAGCAAAGGUACACAUGUGAGAUAUAUGUGCAGAUCAUUAGCAUGUAUACUCCCUCCGUUCGGAAUUACUUGUCUCGGAAAUGGAUGUAU
Molecule: messenger RNA, 772 nt
Organism: Triticum urartu
Lineage: Eukaryota; Viridiplantae; Streptophyta; Magnoliopsida; Poales; Poaceae
Source: RefSeq, a predicted model, not a curated record